AGUUUUUACUAUCUGUGCAUCUCUAAAAGGGACAGCUGUAGCAUAAUUUGCUGUAACUGCACAGCAGACCAUUAAAGCCGCGUUGGUACUCGUGGGAUUCAUUCAACAUUUUUUUAUUUUAUUGAAUCUCUUAUUUUCAGGAAAUUGACAGCGCGCAUCUGACCGCUGAUGCGUAAAGAUCCGUGCGUAAAACUAACAAUAAUCGCCACUGCUCUGCCAUAGAAUGUCAGAGAGGAUUUAUUUCGACUUGAUACCUCAAUCAAGAGCUUCAUUACUGAGAGAGUGAUUGACACGGAGAGGAUUUGAUGGAGGUGGCUCGGUGACAGCUACACUUUCUCCGGACUUUCAGUUUGGAUUGGCACCGCAGCGCCUUUAAAUCUUCUGGACUUUUCUAAUGUUUCAGUAGUGAGGAGAGGGGAUCCUGUAUCCUGCAUGGAACCCUGACAGAUUUUGGAUCUCUUAAUUGUCACGACUAUCACCUUCUAUGUGUCACAAGAGGGGGAUAAAAACGGAGCUGAAAUCCCCAUCAGCAGGAACUUUAUUUCCGAGAGCUUCCAGCACCGAAUCAGUGGAGUAUUCAUGAAGCAAUAUUUGAACUAUUACAAGAUGAGGCUGAGAACAUCGAGGUUAGGUUAUCUGUUACUUCAGUUCACGGCGCUUUGCUUUUACGCACAGAACACUGUGCAGUCCCCUCCUAAUUUCAAGCACCAUGUCACCGAGCAGAGCCGGCUGUCGGACCGGAUGAGCCGCAGGUUGACAAGAACCUACCAGCUGUACAGCCGCACCAGCGGGAAGCACGUCCAGGUCCUGGCCAACAAGAGGGUCAACGCCAACGGAGACGACGGAGCGGUGCACGCUAAACUGGAGGUGGAGACGGACUCUUUUGGAAGCCGUGUUCGCAUUAAAGGAGUGAAGACUGGAUACUACAUAUGUAUGAACAAGAGGGGGAAGCUGAUCGGCAAGAGGAAAGGACGAGGCAAAGACUGCAUCUUCACCGAGAUUGUUCUGGAAAACAACUACACGGCACUGCAGAACGCCAAGUACGAGGGCUGGUACAUGGCUUUCACACGCAAGGGCCGUCCGAGGAAGGCCUCCAGGACCAAGCAGCACCAGAGGGAGGCCCACUUCAUGAAGCGUCUACCCAGGGGGCACUUGCUGAGUGAGAGGAGGCCGUUUGAUGUCCUUCCUCUCCGUGUCCCAGCACACCCUUUGAGCAAGCGGACUAAACAUUCCCAUCACCAGCGCUCAGGGGGCCGCUGAGGACUGAAACCACUGAGGGAGAACUGUGGACAAACCCGCACAGAAGAACCACUACAUGGGGAAACAAGUGCUCCCAGAGAAAUGUACUUUUCCAGUCAAGUGCCCAUACACUUUUUGCCUCAUUUUGUGGACUUUGUGUAAUUCUUUGUACUGGAUUGUAUGUAACCAUUGACUAUCUAAUCUGUUAGUUAUUUCCAAUUCAGACAGACUUUAGGACAGAUUUUUACUUAUUAAAUCGGGGGGCAGUUAAGGUACCGAAGAGCUCAACAAUAUUGUCACGAAUGAAAACCUCUGGUUAGACGUUAGCCAGCUCAGCAACAAAGAAUGUUUAAAAGAGAAAUGAGUACAAUGAAGCUAGACACGGCAGCUAUCUGUGGAUUUACUUGUGGUUACAGCAUCUGAGUCUCAGUCGACAUGCUAUCCUGCCUUUAGGAGGCCAUUCUGGAGAAUCUUUAACCUGUUUUUUUUUUUUCUACAUAUAUGAAUAUAUUUUUACUGUAAAAAUGUAAAUGACGUCAAAUGAUGGAAAUAUUUAUUGUAGAGUGUAUAUUAAAACCACUAAAGAAUCAGUUCACAAGCUGCUCCGCUUUUCUCUCGUUUGCUUGUUUUGGGAUGGAAGGCUCGAGCAUACAUUGUUGGUUGCCCCCCGAAAAACUGUUGUUUUUUCUUCUUCAAGCUGGAGACCCAGAUAACUGAGGGGCAAUAUCUGU
Messenger RNA from Cottoperca gobio, 1970 nucleotides. It is a transcript of the gene fgf8b, whose product is annotated as fibroblast growth factor 8b. The transcript is spliced from 5 exons. Gene Ontology annotation, molecular function: growth factor activity. The record is from RefSeq and is a predicted model, not a curated record. NCBI's taxonomy places the organism in Eukaryota, Metazoa, Chordata, Actinopteri, Perciformes, Bovichtidae. The coding region runs from base 580 to 1260 and encodes 226 amino acids.